AUGAGCACCACCGUUGAAGAAAGACCACCAGUAGAUGUGGAAGCUCAACCAAAAAAGGACAACCCUAACGCUCCUCAUGAUGAUGAUGAUACUUCCGAUGAAGAAGUUGAUACAAGAGUACCAUUUCGUGAGAGAGCAGUUAAAUAUAUGAAGAGAGUGAGAAAGCAAACAAAAUAUGCAAUCUUCCAUAGAACUAAAGGUAGAAGUUACUUUUGUUUCAACACAUGCGGAUUCUGGUGUUCUCAACUCUUCUUCCUUCUUUUCCUCUAUGUCUUCGUUGUUGGAUGCUUUAUUGCCUACAUGAGUAUUGGAUCGGAGAUGAUGCCUUUCACCUUUAUUACUUACAAAACAAGAGAUCCAAGCACAAUUCCAGCCCCAAUACCUGCAAGAGACUACUUUGGCACACAAAAUUCUACGAACAAUUCAACAAGUACCACGACAAAAGCAUUAUCCUAUAUUUUAGGACUUAACUAA
Naegleria fowleri is the source of this 474-nucleotide messenger RNA. RefSeq lists its product as uncharacterized. Lineage: Eukaryota; Heterolobosea; Eutetramitea; Acrasida; Naegleriidae. The record is from RefSeq and is a predicted model, not a curated record. The transcript has a single exon. Bases 1 to 474 code for a protein of 157 amino acids.